Messenger RNA from Cucurbitaria berberidis CBS 394.84, 3780 nucleotides. Its product is annotated as Rho1 guanine nucleotide exchange factor 1. Gene Ontology annotation, biological process: intracellular signal transduction. NCBI's taxonomy places the organism in Eukaryota, Fungi, Ascomycota, Dothideomycetes, Pleosporales, Cucurbitariaceae. The transcript is spliced from 3 exons. Bases 1 to 3780 code for a protein of 1259 amino acids. Gene Ontology annotation, molecular function: guanyl-nucleotide exchange factor activity. The record is from RefSeq and is a predicted model, not a curated record.
AUGGCAGACUACGGCAAUCAGCAGAGGGGAGAGUUUGCGCGGGGGCCGAACAAUGGCCAGCCCACGGGAGCAAGGGACGCGGCCUUUGCAAACAUCUUCGGUGCCAGUCCAGCCAUGGCCGGCCGCUCGCAGACGAUGACUUCGCAGUCGCAGAUGCGUAUGCCAGACCGCGCGGCGACCAUGUCCUCCCAGACGGCAGACAUGAUGCAGCGCGCGCCGCCAAUCCGCCCGCCAGUGAAUGGCUACGAUAGGCGGCCCCAUCCGCAAUACGAUCCCCGCAAUGUACCCAAUUCUGGGGAGCAGCGCCCCAUGGACCCGCCAAACAACUAUAACCGUCCAAUGCCUAAUGGCUAUGCCCAAAAUUCUCGCUAUUCAGAAGGACCCCAGCAGCCCCAGCGCCAACCCCAACCGCAAUAUCUGCCGCAGCCCCUUCGCCCCGAGCGCCAGCCUUAUGGGCAACCCCAGCGAUUUGACUCACGAACCUCCCCUCCUGGCCAGCCCCCCUUCAAUAAGCCCAUACCGAACCGUUUUCCUGGCCCGCCCGGGCCAGCCAUGAACGCUGAUCCGUAUCGCUCGCAGUCGCUGGCUCUGAAUCCUCGACCGCAGUUCACGCCUGGUGGUCCAAUGAAUCCCUCGCAAGCAAACACCUUCCGCCAGCAACCGUACAUGAAUCACACGGCGAGGACAACAGCACAGGGCCGUGUGGUGCCAGAACGCCCAGAUGAACGAACCAUGUCCAUGAGCUCCUAUGCCAGGGAUCCCGACCACACACAGACGAUGAUGAGCGGACGGGUUAUUCCGAAUCGCAGGCGAGAAUCGGGCGACACAUCAGUGUCGCCCGGAGAACUGAGGACACCGGUAUCUUCGCAGUCAUCGAUGAACAUGGGUCCCCAAAGGGCGAGAAACACCAGUCAGGGCAGCAUCACUCCGCAGUCACGUACCAUGUCCAUGGCUUCCACCGUCGUCGCUCCUUCAGAACGUACCGACACAAUGUCAUCCUCUAUGACACGUCCAGGCUCGGUCCAGACAAUGGCUAGCACUAACAGAAGUUCUAGCCAGUCUCAAACCGGACAGGGGAUGGUCCCAGCUGCUCAGCGGCGAGCUCCUCUGGUCUAUCCUGCCCUCCUAUCUCGCGUGGCCGAAACCUUCCAGGACAGGGUGGCCUUGGCAGAGAGAGAGAAGGAUGGACUCGAAUACAAGAGCGCAUUCACAGGUGCAGAGGCUGUCGACCUCAUCUCCUUCAUCAUCAAAACUACCGAUCGAAAUCUUGCGUUGCUCCUGGGCAGGUCCUUGGAUGCGCAGAAAUUCUUUCACGAUGUGACCUACGCACACCGAUUGCGGGACUCGACCAACGAGAUAUAUCAAUUCCGUGAGACCGUAGUGGAGGAGAAGUCCGAGAUUAACGGUGUCUUUACCCUUCUAACGGAGUGUUAUUCGCCAACAUGUACGCGAGACCGUCUGUGCUACUCGAUUGCUUGUCCGCGCCGUCUGGAACAACAGGCCCGCCUUAAUUUGCGCCUUCAGCCUGGUCUCAAACGAGAAGAGUCUCGUGCGAGUUUGCACGAGGACAAGGACAAUGAAGAGCAAAAACUCUGGAUUAACACGGUUCCGAAGGAGGUGUCCGAGAGUGUGUCCGAGAAGGAGCAGAAACGCCAGGAGGUUAUUUCUGAGCUCAUGUACACCGAGCGCGAUUUCGUCAAGGACCUUGAAUAUCUUCGGGAUUUCUGGAUGAAACCCCUCCGCAAUCCUCAGACUUCCCCGAUUCCAGAGCACCGCCGCGAGAAGUUUGUCCGCACAGUCUUCUCCAACUGCCAGGAAGUGUACAUGGUCAACUCUCGAAUGGCCGAAGCCUUCACCCGACGGCAGCAGAAGGAACCUGUGGUAAGGAACGUUGGUGACAUCUUCCUCGAGUACGUUCCGCACUUCAGCCCCUUCAUCAAGUACGGCGCAAAUCAGCUCUUCGGUAAGUACGAGUUUGAGCAUGAGAAGCGCACCAACGCCAACUUCUCUAAAUUCGUCGACGAAGUAGAGAGGAUGAAGGAAUCAAGAAAGCUCGAGUUGAACGGAUACCUUACGAAGCCCACAACAAGAUUGGCUAGGUAUCCAUUACUGCUGGAAAACAUUGCCAAAUACACGGCGGACGACAACCCAGAUAAGCAAGAUAUUCCGAAGGUGGUCGCAAUCAUCAAGGAGACCUUGUCCAAGGUCAACAUAGAGUCCGGAAAGGCCGAAAAUCACUUCAACUUGAUGCAACUCAACAAGGAUCUAAAGUUCAGACCUGGAGAAUUUGUGGACCUAAAGUUGACCGAUGAGAACCGACAGUUGGUAUUCAAGGGCAACCUCAAGAAGACACCAACCGAAACGAUCGGCGACAUCACAUGCUAUCUCUUCGACCACGCAGUUCUGCUUGUUCGAGCCAAAACAGUCAAUAAGCGAGAAGAACAGAAGGUCUACAAGAAGCCCAUACCUCUAGAGCUACUUGUCAUCACACAAAUGGACGAUAUUAUACCAAAGCUGGGCAUCGCCAAGCGGCCAUCGGCAAACAUAAUUGGGGCAAGGGCCAUUGCUGCUGCCACGCCGCGAAAUGACGCCACCAAGCAACAAGGCUACCCCAUCACCUUCAAGCACCUCGGCAAGGGCGGCUAUGAGUUGACCUUGUUUGCUAGUACUCCAAUCUCUCAGCAAAAAUGGAUGGAGCACAUUGAGUCACAACAACGGAGCUUAAGAGAGCGAAGCAACAUCUUCACAAAGACUAUACUGAACGAGGGCUUUUUCUCGCCGACCAUCAGGGUUACUUGCGCUGUUCCUUUGGAUGGUGGUCGGAAAUUGGCUCUUGGAACGGAUGCCGGUGUUUACAUUGUUGAGCGAAAGCCCAAAGACUCGUCCUCACGACCCAAGCGUGUACUGGACUGCAAGGGUGUCACGCAGAUCGACGUUCUCGAGCAACAUCAGAUCGUGCUCGUUUUGGCCGACAAGACUCUCUACUCUUACUCACUGGAGGCUCUGGAUGUGGAUGAGGCCCAAGCCAUUGCCAAACGGCCACGGAAAAUUUGUCAUGCCAAUUUCUUCAAAGCUGGCAUCUGCCUUGGAAACCAACUGGUUGCUGCCGUCAAGACCUCUGCGCUAUCGACCACGAUCAAGGUCUAUGAGCCCAAGGAGAGUAUGGCCAACAAGGCGAAGAAGUCUGGAUUCACUAGGAUGCUCUCACAGGGGCAGGAUCAACUCAAGCCGUACAAGGAGUUCUAUAUUCCCACCGAAUCGACGUCAAUACACUUCUUGCGCUCCAAACUCUGUGUUGGUUGUGCACGCGGCUUCGAAGUCGUCAGUCUCGAGACUCUCGAAACUCAGUCCCUGCUCGAUCAAGCAGACACGUCUCUCGAUUUUGUUGUACGGAGGGAGAACAUCAAAGCUAUCCAUAUCGAACGCAUGGCGAGCGAGUUCUUGUUGUGCUAUACCGACUACUCCUUCUUCGUCAAUCGAAACGGUUGGCGAGCGAGACCAGACUGGAAGAUUACCUGGGAGGGUACGCCGCAGGCUUUCGCCAUAUUCAACCCAUAUAUCCUUGCCUUCGAACCCAGCUUUAUUGAGAUCCGGCAUAUGGAGAGUGGCGGCCUGGUGCAUAUCAUUACAGCGAAGAAUAUCAGAUGGCUACACACAUCGACCAGAGAGAUCUUGUAUGCAUAUGAGGAUGAGCUGGGCAACGAUGUCAUAGCCAGUCUCGAUUUCUGGCAGACGGCAAAUGGCGGAAGGCAAUCCCUGGAUCAACAUCGGGCAGGCUAA